This is a messenger RNA of Calidris pugnax (ruff), 1855 nucleotides long. RefSeq lists its product as uncharacterized. Lineage: Eukaryota; Metazoa; Chordata; Aves; Charadriiformes; Scolopacidae. The transcript has 9 exons. Bases 130 to 1080 code for a protein of 316 amino acids. The record is from RefSeq and is a predicted model, not a curated record.
CCUCCGGCGGCUCUUCCCGCCCGGGACGGGGAAGUGACGUGUCGGAAGCACUUCCCGGAAACCGUACACGGCUUUUUUGCAGCCAUGUAGGUAGCGUUACCGGAGGAGGGGGACGGCGCCGGAGCGGCCAUGGAAGGCGACGACGACAGCGGCGCCGCGGCCUCCCCGCUGCCGAACCUCACCCCCCGGCACCGGCAGCUCAUCCCCACGCCCUGCGGCCCCAUAAAACCUUGUUCAGAGCUAUCAUUCCCUGUGAAGAUCUACUUCUGUGUCACUAUUUUGUCUCUGCUAAGUGUCAUAGGGCUAACCGUAGAGACGCUUGUUCGACAAACUGAGGAAGAUUUCACCAUUUCUCUUAUUCAGUUAGUUGGAGUUGUCUUCUGCGUGUACUAUGUGACUCGAGGGAUCCUGCAGGAGAAUCGCCAGGAGCUCAUCGUCUUUGUUCUCUCCAUCUUGCUCGUGAUGUUUCGUUCCAUUGUCAACUUCACAGUUCUCUCUGCUGAGCAAAAGCCAAAACUCCUGGCCCGCUUCAUUCUGAUCCUCUUGGUUGGCUCCUUUGAUGUGAUCUGUGCCAUCAUCCUCAUUCAGAGUCAAAGCAUGAUGGCCUUUCGAGUCGGUGGUGCUCUGGAAAGCCUACAGUCACAAUACUUCAUGCUGAACCUCUGUUUUUCCAUGCUGACCUUUGAUCUUCAGGCACAGCUCUGCUUGUGUAUUCUGCUGAUAAGCCUGCAUGAGAUCACCCUUUUACAUAACAUCAUCUCAGCAGCAGGGGUUCUUUGGGCCUGCCUGAAGGCAACCAUUAGCAUCAUCGCAAUUUUAAAAGAACUGAAACCUCUAGUGUGGAUUUUUCUGAGUCAGAAUGUUCCUGAAGUAGUUUAUCUCAUCUACCUGCUUUACACGGUGAUAAAGGAGUGGGGCAAAGGGAACUCUUACACUCUGGAAGCUGCUUUCAUUACUGGCUCUUGCAUUUCUGUUGCAAUAAAAUCCGUUUUGUUUUGGGCACUGAUUCACGUCUACCGCAGCUUUGGGCAAGGGCUGAGAGAAAGAAUGUUUUCUUCCUAUGGAAGGAUCGACUCCUGAGCAUCCCCCGUGUGUUCUACCUGCAGCUCUUACAGAGUGAAAUCCCAGCCGGGGACCUUCUGAUCAAUCCUACAUUCAGGAUGUAAGCUCAGAGAGGUAGAGGAUGUUGCUCAGAAAGAUGUCUGUACAUUUCUUGGUCAGUCUCGUGCUGGGAGCUGUAGCAGUGCAGCUGGUAACUUAGUUUAAAAAGCAAAGCGCGCUCGGGAAAUUAACAGUAAUCCUCUCAAUUCAGUGAGUUUCGCUGACAGGACAACGCAUCUUUCACUCCUUGUUUUCCUGAUGUUGCUUUAUAACCACAGGAGGUUCACAACAUGCAUGUGAGUAGAGAAUGUUGUUGACAUAAGUGCUGUUUUUUCUGGAUAUACACAAACAUAAUGAAAAUAAUUUGCACAGCCGUGUUUUAUUACCGAGUCUGGAGGGGGAUGGCCCUGCCCUCACUGCUCAGCUCAAGCCCUGAAGCUGGUUUGAUGACAGCCCUAUUCCCUCAUCCCCACUAUCACUGUGGUGGCUUAACCCCAGCAGAAGGGCUGGGACUCUCCUUCCUCCUCUGACUUGAGAAUAUUUCCAUUAUUUUUAUAAAUCCCAGCUACACAUGAAAACUACACACCGUAAUCUCCUGCCUUCCUAUAGCGUGUCUAACCAACGUGCCAUGUCAUACACAAGGGUGACUGUUAAAAUAAGCCUUUAAUAUUGUAAUUUAAAAGUUUGGUAUUUUAUUGGCUGGAACCUUUAACUACUGGCUGUUUAUUUUUUAAUAAAGUAUAAGCCCAGUUUG